AUGCGUCCUUCAGGACUUAUGGCUGUCUUGAUGGUGGUGUGCGUGGCAAGCUCACCCGAGGACAAGGCGGCAACCAAACUUCAGCGCUGGUGGCGAGCAAGGGGCGCCUCGUCGUCUGGUUUGGUCACGUUCGGUGAAGGAGGCUCAUCAGGAGGCGCCAGCCAUCCCAUGACCACACCCUUUGCAGCUGGCACCGCGUCUGGCUUGGUCACGUUCGGUGAAGGAGGCGCAGCCUCCGGCUCUUCGAGCGGCUCCGGGGUGUUUGGAGGCGGAGGAUCCCUUGUCUCCACGGCUCCGUCCUUUGCACCCGGUGGCUACUUUCUCCCCCAAGGAAUCAUUGAGGAAACGUGUGGCAAUGGCCAUCCCAUGACCACACCCUUUGCAGCUGGCACCGCCUCUGGCUUGGUCACGUUCGGUGAAGGAGGCGCAGCCUCCGGCUCUUCGAGCGGCUCCGGGGUGUUUGGAGGCGGAGGAUCCCUUGUCUCCACGGCUCCGUCCUUUGCACCCGGUGGCUACUUUCUCCCCCAAGGAAGCAUUGAGGAAACGUGUGGCAAUGGCUCUUCGAGCGGCUCCGCUGUGUUUGGAGGAGGAGGCCAUCCCACGACAUCACCUUUUGCAGCUGGCACCGCGUCUGGCUUGGUCAUGCUCGGUGAAGGAGGCGCAGCCUCCGACUCUUCGAGCGGCUCCGGGGUGUUUGGAGGCGGAGGAUCCCUUGUCUCCACGGCUCCGUCCUUUGCACCCGGUGGCUACUUUCUCCCCCAAGGAAGCAUUGAGGAAACGUGUGGCAAUGGCUCUUCGAGCGGCUCCGCUGUGUUUGGAGGAGGAGGCCAUCCCACGACAUCACCCUUUUCUUCUUCUGCUGAUCCUGCUGCAUCAUCCUUUGCAGCUGGCUACAGCUGGAAUGUGUCCUUCAGACCUUGA
Molecule: messenger RNA, 921 nt
Organism: Symbiodinium sp. CCMP2592
Lineage: Eukaryota; Dinophyceae; Suessiales; Symbiodiniaceae
Source: the annotation of a GenBank genome assembly